This is a messenger RNA of Neurospora tetraspora, 1015 nucleotides long. RefSeq lists its product as uncharacterized. The record is from RefSeq and is a predicted model, not a curated record. Lineage: Eukaryota; Fungi; Ascomycota; Sordariomycetes; Sordariales; Sordariaceae. The transcript has 3 exons. Bases 199 to 672 code for a protein of 157 amino acids.
UGCUCGAUUGUGUCAGGCCAUAAAUCGACCUGGGGCUCUUACAUACCUAAAGCCAUCUCGACCACUUUCCAAGUGGAGUUUCGCCUGGACGAAGCAAGGAUUUCCUCAUCGACCCUUCGACGACAAACACGAAAAGAAACAGACGCUACUUUCACAACCCUCAACUAACAGCACCGUAUCACCGAUAUCUCCACCAAAAUGGCGUUCGGAGCCGGCUUAACGUCGAGCAAAAGCUACCUCUUUUUCUCGACCCUACACUUUCUAGCCUUUGUUAUGGCUUUGACUGUCUGUGGCCUCUAUGGCGUCGAACUGGAUCGCGCAAGGAAGGCCGACAAGUACGCGGAUGCGAAUUGGGUCUUUGCCGUGGUCGUUGGCGGUCUGUCAGCUUUGAGCUCCAUUCUGUUCUGCAUCCCGUUCAUCCUCCGGUUCGCCUUCAAAUGGGUGUGGGACUUGAUCCUCUUUAUCCUUUGGGUCGCCGUCUUUGGCGUUUUCGCGGGCAUUUACAUCCAUGAGAAGCCUGAGGGUAAUAACGAUAUUCGUCGGAUGAAGCAUGCCGUCUGGGUGGACCUCGUCAACAUGCUUCUCUGGCUCGUCAUCGCUGUUUCUGCAUUUGCCUACUGGCUCAAGCACCGGGAGACCAGAAGCCGGUUUACUUCUCGCGCCAUUGUUUAGGAAGAUAGCUGGACGGUUGUGAAGGACAAGAAUUGAGGUUGGCGUUACCGAUGGUGAAAGGAUACAUUAACAGGUUGAUACCCGGGGGAUAAGGUACAUGGCGUUUUGGCACCAUAUGAUUUUGGUACGGGAUUUUGAUUCAGGAUUUUGGUUUCGCGACGUAGGCAGUCUCUUGCGCUCGCAUUAAUUCAUCCAUUCUUACUCUCAUCACAUUGAUCAUUUCACCAGUAGAAAUAUCAAUCAGCUUUAACAGCAGCCCGUACACUUCCUGUCACCGCCCAAAGCUCAACAAGCUUCCGCUUUUCCCCAUCCAGAGAUUCGUCUCAAAGCAAACCCAUCUUUA